AUGCUUCGUGAGGAAUAUAUGGAACGCAUCGGUCAGUAUUUCCCAACAACAACGAAAAAUUUUGUUAAUGGUUACUAUCCAGAAAAUUUACCUUCAUCUCGGAGGAAAAACGAGCAGAAUGAUGGCACUAUUCAGACAUCAUUUAACCCACCAGAACCACCAGAUGACCACUGGGGACUAAAGGAAGAUUUACCCGUAUAUGAAAAGGUAGAAAUACUUGAUGAAAAUGGAAAAUCAGUUGAAAAUUUUACACGUUUCCGGAUCUCUAAGGAGAAAUUUUUGAAAGACAGUGAACGUUUAACUUCAAUGAUGGCUAAUGGUCCACUAAAGAGCUUUUGUUUUCGACGAUUGAGCUUCCUGCAACAUAAAUUCCAGUUGCAUACUUUGCUGAAUGAACUUCGGGAAUUGUAUGAACAGAAAUCUGUACCUCACAGAGAUUUUUACAAUAUCAGAAAGGUUGAUACCCAUAUUCAUGCAGCCAGUUCAAUGAAUCAGAAGCAUCUCUUACGUUUUAUUAAGAAAAAAAUCAAGACAGAGAAAAAUACCGUUGUUUUGGUCAAGGAUUCAAAAGCUGUCACUCUCGAACAGGUUUUUAAAGGUCUCGGUAUUGAUGCUUAUGACCUUUCUGUUGAUAUGCUUGAUGUGCAUGCAGACCGAAAUACGUUUCAUCGCUUUGAUAAAUUCAAUACAAAGUAUAAUCCAGUUGGUGAAAGUAUUUUGCGUGAAAUUUUCAUAAAAACAGAUAAUUAUGUGAAGGGAAAGUAUUUUGCAGAAGUUUUAAAGGAAGUAGUUUCUGACCUUGAAGACAGUAAAUAUCAGCAUGCCGAGCCACGUUUAUCAAUUUAUGGUCAUAAGAAAGGUGAAUGGGAUGAUUUAGCGAUUUGGGCUAUAUCUCAUGAUAUUUAUUCACCAAAUGUGCGAUGGCUAAUUCAGGUUCCACGUCUUUAUGAUGUAUAUCGCUCGAAAAAAUUGAUUCAAAAUUUUGAUGAAAUCCUGGACAAUAUUUUCACUCCAUUGUUUGAAGCAACAAAUAAUCCCAGCUCUCAUCCUGAACUUUUUCGAUUCCUGAAACAAGUUUCUGGUAUUGAUUCUGUUGAUGAUGAGAGUAAACAUGAAUACGUACAGUUUGAUCGGACAACGCCAGAUCCUGCACAAUAUGUUGAUCCAGAAAAUCCGUCAUAUAGUUAUUAUCUCUUUUAUAUGUAUGCGAAUUUGGCAAUUCUCAAUGAGUUUAGGCGGCAACGUGGGCUUAACACAUUCUCUCUUCGACCACACUGUGGUGAAGCCGGCCAUGCAAAUCAUCUUGUUACGAGUUAUUUGACUUCAGAAAGUAUUGCACAUGGUUUAGUACUACGAAAAGUGCCGGUGAUGCAGUAUUUGUUUUAUCUUGCACAAAUUGGUAUUGCCAUGUCACCACUUAGCAACAAUUCUUUGUUUAUAAGUUAUCAUCGAAAUCCUUUACCAGAUUUCCAUAUGAAAGGACUUAACGUAUCGUUGUCGACCGAUGAUCCAUUGCAAUUCCACUUUACUAAAGAAGCUUUAAUGGAAGAGUAUAGCAUCGCUGCUCAGGUCUGGAAAUUGAGCAGUUGUGAUAUGUGUGAAUUGGCUAGAAAUAGUAUUCUGCAAAGUGGUUUCGAUGACCAGGUGAAGAUUCACUGGCUAGGACCAAAUUAUAAAACAGAUGGAGCAUUGGGAAAUGAUAUAUCACGGACAAAUGUUCCAGACAUCCGGGUUUCCUUCCGUCACGAAACCCUUGUUCACGAGCUGUUUAAUCUUUUUCGAACAAGGAAUUUUCACUAA
Dracunculus medinensis (Guinea worm) is the source of this 1800-nucleotide messenger RNA. NCBI's taxonomy places the organism in Eukaryota, Metazoa, Nematoda, Chromadorea, Rhabditida, Dracunculidae. The record is from the annotation of a GenBank genome assembly.